AUACAACACUACUGUAACAGAACCAGCUAUCAUCUACUAAAACCUUUUAAAGAGCUUAAAGAGAUAGGUAAUAUUAAUGUCGACGGAACUCGAAUCUCGAACGGUUCCGCCGUAUAAUCACUUUACGCAAAUCGGCGACCCUGUGUUGAGGAUCCGCGCAGAGGAAGUUCAGCCUGAAUGUGUAGACAGCCAGGAAAUCACUGGCAUUGUGGAUCAGAUGGUAAAAGUGCUACGGCACUACGACUGUGUGGGCGUUGCAGCACCCCAAUUAGGUGUUCCACUGCGAAUUAUUGCCAUGGAGUUUCGUGAGGAAAAACGUGAACAAUUUACACCCGAAGUUUACCAGCAACGAAAAAUGUCUACACUGCCACUUAGUGUCUUUAUUAAUCCAAAGAUUGAGGUAAUGAGCGAUACGAUUCAUACGCAACCCGAGGGCUGUAUGAGCGUUCGCGGCUUCUCCGGCCGAGUUGCUCGAUACGAUCGCGUGAAAGUCACCGGCAUUGGAAUGCUUGGAACUCCUGAUGAGCUGGAACUUGUAGGAUGGAGCGCGCGCAUAGCACAGCAUGAAAUGGAUCAUUUAAAUGGAAUCAUUUACAUUGACCGCAUGGACGUUUCGAGCUUUACUUGCAUUACCUGGGCACGCAUUAAUUCAAAUGGUGGACGCGAUGCAAUAAUGUUUGAUAAAUAAAUAUUUUACUGUUACAAUUUUUUAAAUUUGAACUCAACUGUUGGGUCACGCUCUGAACUUUUUCAGCA
Molecule: messenger RNA, 756 nt
Organism: Drosophila hydei
Lineage: Eukaryota; Metazoa; Arthropoda; Insecta; Diptera; Drosophilidae
Product: peptide deformylase, mitochondrial
Exons: 2
Coding region: 77-688 (203 amino acids)
Biological process (GO): N-terminal protein amino acid modification; peptidyl-methionine modification
Cellular component (GO): mitochondrion
Molecular function (GO): peptide deformylase activity
Source: RefSeq, a predicted model, not a curated record